UGUAAGCCUAUUUGGAUGUCCCCACGGUUCCCAUGCGAUGUAAACCAUUGUAACGCCUCAGGGAUCAUAUUUGAUUGCCGAGGGCGUCGAUUGAAGACAGUUCCUGCGGGGAUAACGAGUGAUGUAACAGAGCUGAACUUAUCCGAGAACCUUAUUCAGAACAUAUCCUGUGAUGCAUUUCCCAAUAUGAAGAAUCUGACCCUGCUCAAUCUCAACUGGGCAAACAAGAACCUAGGGAUGAACAUAGAGGAGGGUGCGUUUAAAAACCUAACAAAGUUAUAUGAGCUAAGGCUGAGCGGCAAUGGUCUGAGAAGAGUCCCCAGCAAUCUCCCCCCUAGUCUGAGAGUCCUCGAGAUAGACAACAACAACAUCCUGGUGUUGGAUAGCAAGGGCCUCUCUGGUAUCUGGAAAGUGACACAGCUGUUUUUAUCCAGAAACUGUUAUUUCUGGAAUCCCUGCGGCAAGCAUUUAACCAUUACGAACAACAGCUUUUCGGUUAUGACCCAACUGCUGAUUGUGGACUUGUCUCAUAACAAUUUAACUCGAGUUCCAAAGGGACUGCCAGAAUCGGUACACACAUUAGAGCUGAGUUCGAACGGAAUACAGUAUAUCUUUGAGGAUGAUUUCCGUGGUCUGCCAAACUUAAAAAUCCUUAAAUUGCAGGGGAACUGUCCCAGAUGUGAAACUUCCCCAUAUCCCUGCGUCACCUGCCAUAACAUUUCCCUCGGCAUCCACCCUCGUGCAUUUGCAAACCUCCGCCUACUCGAGACCCUCCACCUAGCGGGCAACUCGCUGACGUCGCUCGAAACCUCCUGGUUCGAGAACCUGAGAAAUCUCAAAGAACUCUUCCUCUCAUUUAACUUCCUGAAAAAUGCUAUCACGGGUGAGGUGGACUUUUUAAGCUAUCUCGCUAGGCUGGAGAAGAUUGAUCUUUCGUUUAAUUUCGGUCUCAAGUCCUACCCUAAAACGAUCAAACUUUCCCAGAACUUUUCGCAGUUGUCGUCUCUGACGACGUUACAUUUGGAGGGUUUAGUUUUCAAAGAGAUUGGACCGGACACGCUCAGCCCGCUUCACGCGCUCAGAAACCUCUCCGCGCUGAAUUUAGGAACCAACUUCAUUGUGCGCUCCAACAGCGCCACGUUCAGCAAAUUCUGCCAUCUGAAAAUGAUAUACCUGGCAGAAAACAGACUGUACCCCAUUUCGGUCACGGCGACUCAUGCAGACGCUGGCCAGGGCGACCAGCUGAGUUCUGGCUCUUCCUCCCCCCUACUGUUAAGACCCUAUCCCAAAGACCAAAAUUACAAGCUUUCGCACGGACUCAUUAAGCAAGAGUGCUUUGACUCGGGUCGAGUACUAAUCCUGAGCUCAAACAACCUCUUCUUCAUCAGUCCAGAACAGUUCAGGGGCUACGGGGACAUUGCGUGUCUCAACCUGUCGGGAAACGGAUUUUCAGCAGCGCUUAAUGGGACCGAGUUCUCGUCAUUACCUAAUCUGACAUAUCUGGACCUGUCGUUUAACAAGAUUGAUCUGGCCUACGACAACGCCUUCAGGGAGUUAAAGCGACUGGAGGUACUUGACCUGAGUUACAAUGCCCACUACUUUGUGGCGUAUGGGGUGACACAUAAUUUGAACUUUCUGAGAAACCUGCCCGCUUUGCGAGUGUUGAACAUGAGUCACAACAGCAUCUCGACGUUAACGACAAAGGCGAUGUGCAGCAACUCCUUAAGCGAGCUCCAGUUUCAGAACAACAACCUGGGCACUCUGUGGAAAGAAAGGGACGGCUCAUACGACCAGCUUUUCACCAAUCUCACCAAUCUGACCAUCCUCGAUAUCUCCUUCAACAGCAUCACUAACAUUCUCGACAGGGUUUAUGAAAAUUUACCCCGUAAUCUUACGAUACUGCGCAUGAGUCACAAUUCACUCACUGAAUUCAAGUGGGGUCAACUGAAGGGUUUUAGACAAAUUCACAUCUUAGAUUUAAGCUUUAACUCUUUAUCUUAUGUACCAGCCAUACUAUCGAACGUCAGCCAUACCCUACGCUUGCUAGAUCUGAGUUAUAACCACAUUUACCACUUGUCCAACGGGUUUUUAAAUGGCACUGAAAGCCUUAAGACUCUGUACCUUAGCCACAACAAGCUGACUAUCAUCAAUCAAUCCACCUUUUCAUCCAAAGCCGAAAAUCACAUUGAAACUUUGUACUUGCAGGGAAACCCACUCCAUUGUACCUGUGAUUCCCUAGAUUUCAUUCUCUGGAUUGAAGAUAAUAAAAACGUAAAGAUCCCAAGGCUGAUCACCGAGGUGACGUGCGAGACGCCAGCGAACAAAAAGGGCCAACCGAUUAUCCUCUUUGAUAUUAAUCAGUGUGUGAAUGACAGUGAGGCAUUUUUUAUCUGGAUCCUUUCAAGCACCUUCAUUGUGGCUACCAUGGUGGUUACAACAAUAGCUCACAUAUUUUACUGGGAUGCCUUCUAUGUCCUUUACUUCCUCAGAGCUAAAUUGAAGGGCUACCAUUCAUCGAGCUCUUCGGACAGCGUGUACGAUGUGUUUGUGGUUUACGACACCCGAGACCCCCAGGUAUCGGAGUGGGUGUUGGGGCAUCUGCGGACGCAGCUGGAGGAAGAUGGGGACAAAAGCCAGCCCCUGUGUUUGGAGGAGAGGGAUUGGCCCCUCGGCGUACCCUUGGUAGACAACCUGACUCAGAGCAUCCGAUACAGUCGCAAGACCCUUUUUGUCUUGACCGAGGCCUACGUCAAGACCGGGGUUUUCAGGCUGGCGAUGCUGCUGGCGCACCAAAGGCUGCUGGAUGAGAACGUGGAUGUGAUAGUGCUGCUGAUGCUCGAACCCGUGCUACGGCAGUCACACUUCCUUCGCCUGAGGAAGAGGCUGUGCGAGAGAAGCGUCGUGGAGUGGCCGAGAACGGCAGCAGCCGAACCCUGGUUUUGGCAAAAUCUGAGGAACGUCGUCAGAGUCGACAACCAGAUGAUGUACAACAAGACCUACUCCAAGUACUUCACCAAUGAGUGAAGCAAGUAAAGCAGGAUUGAGACUGUUGUAUUUUAUUUCAGGUUCCCCUCAUGGGCAACCAACUACAUUCUAUUUGGUUCAAGCCAUUGCUGUGUCACGUGCGGCGGCCCUCAGAGGACAGCCGAGGGAUUUAUCACUCUGCCA
This is a messenger RNA of Lampris incognitus (smalleye Pacific opah), 3168 nucleotides long. RefSeq names its product toll-like receptor 8. The transcript has a single exon. The record is from RefSeq and is a predicted model, not a curated record. The coding region runs from base 16 to 3024 and encodes 1002 amino acids. Gene Ontology annotation, biological process: positive regulation of interleukin-6 production; canonical NF-kappaB signal transduction; defense response to virus. Gene Ontology annotation, cellular component: plasma membrane. Lineage: Eukaryota; Metazoa; Chordata; Actinopteri; Lampriformes; Lampridae. Gene Ontology annotation, molecular function: protein binding; pattern recognition receptor activity.